Messenger RNA from Cuscuta europaea, 628 nucleotides. The record is from the annotation of a GenBank genome assembly. NCBI's taxonomy places the organism in Eukaryota, Viridiplantae, Streptophyta, Magnoliopsida, Solanales, Convolvulaceae.
AACAACUUCUUACGGGAAUAGCUCAAAUGGACAACCGGCUCAACCGAUUAGAGGAAGAGCAAAGAGCCAGUUUUCAAAGAUUGGAGGAUGAGCAAAGGGCCGGCUUUCAACGUUUGGAGGAGCUCCGGGAGGCCGAUAGACACCGGUAUGAGGAAGACCAACAUAGGUUCUACGGGCCUAUGUACUCGUUUAUGGCACAGCAGGGAUCCUUCCAUACCAUGGCGAACCCUCCUCCACCACCCUCAUGGUAUGACCCCACUCAUUGGGGUAACUUUGGAGGAUCUGGCUCCGGUGGUGGAGGGUACGACGGCGGAGAUGGCGGGGACACUUACAUGGGAGAUGAGGAAGAGCAAAGAGCCAGUUUUCAAAGAUUGGAGGAUGAGCAAAGGGCCGGCUUUCAACGUUUGGAGGAGCUCCGGGAGGCCGAUAGACACCGGUAUGAGGAAGACCAACAUAGGUUCUACGGGCCUAUGUACUCGUUUAUGGCACAGCAGGGAUCCUUCCAUACCAUGGCGAACCCUCCUCCACCACCCUCAUGGUAUGACCCCACUCAUUGGGGUAACUUUGGAGGAUCUGGCUCCGGUGGUGGAGGGUACGACGGCGGAGAUGGCGGGGACACUUACAUGGG